Molecule: messenger RNA, 849 nt
Organism: Trachymyrmex septentrionalis
Lineage: Eukaryota; Metazoa; Arthropoda; Insecta; Hymenoptera; Formicidae
Exons: 3
Coding region: 107-847 (246 amino acids)
Source: RefSeq, a predicted model, not a curated record
UCCAACCACAAUUUUAUAAAAAUGGGACGUUAAAUAUAUAAAUAAUUCAAAUAAUAAUCUUUCUGUCAAUAAACAUUACAUUCCACAUUUCAAGUUACCCAUUAAAAUGCAAUUUUCUAAUGAUAAAGACGUGUGCCUCUGUUCUUCAAUAACCCAUCUACCUUGUCCGUCAUCAUGUUCAUCACAUUCACUCAUCAAGGAUGCUUGUUCAAAAUAUUAUCAAGAGAUUGGAGCUGAGAUGAUUAGCAAUCAGCUGAUUAUUAGAUUAGAGAAAGAUAAAAAUAAGUCGAAAAAGGAACGGGGAGAAUGGGAACCACCUUGUGACUGCGUCGAAAUUCAGAGACCGACGCGUAAAUCAGGCCCCAAAAUAAUCAAUGCCGAUUAUGACGAUCGCAUUAUAUUUCGCGUUCACUCGUCACAACGUUUACAUAAGGAAGAUCCUUAUAAAUCGCAAACUGUUGUCUACAAAAUCGAAUCAUGCAAAGAUGGACAACAAGACAAUCAUCAAUGCAAGACCAUUACUGUCUAUCCUCAAUUUAGUUCGGGAACACAAAAAGUGUAUAGCGAUCAUAUAAGAGAAGGCGAUCAAGAUAUCUUUUUAUUAAGAAUUAAAAAGAAAGCAGAAGAUUCUGAACAGAAAAAUAGAAAUGUCGAACUCGAACUCAGAACACCUAAACCGCCGCGAAUACCGUCACCGUCGCCAAUACCGUCAUCUGUAUUUGCAUCUGAAGUUGCACCAUCGCAAAUCAAUCACGACAUAGAAGAUGAAAAGAAAUCGAAUGAGAAAAUUGUAAAGCAACCAAUCAGCGUAAAAGAAAAAAAAACAAACAAAAGAAAAAAGAAAUAAUU